CAGGACAGGUUUGAGAACCACUGGCCUGAACAUUGCGUGACAUGCACAGAACAUCUUAUAUAAGUUCCACGUGAGAUCAGAAUUUCACCACGGUCCCUUAGAGCGCACCAGCGCUACUGAAAUUUAGAGACGCUCCCUUACAGCUUUUCUGAUGAAAUCUCUCCGCUUUAGCUCCGCGGCUAGCGAGGGAAACGGCGACGUCAACGAGUCGGAAUACCAAGUAUCUCUAUUUAAAACGAAUUAAAAGUGAAACCGCUUUUUUUCGUAAAUCUAAAGAGACUACUUUGACUCGAUUUUGAUGGUACAGCCGUUUUUUCUCUUACAACUUACAGUAUUUUCUUCCGAAAACGCGGCAGCUGGGCUCGAUUGAGGUGACAGCAGACAGACAGACAGUUGAAGAACCGACGCUCGUUUCCCUUCAGACGUCAAAAUGGCUUUUGUUUCAAGCUUUCAUUUGGAGUAUACCAGCCUUUCUUACUCUCACACCACCUCAAAAUGCCUUUCCAUUCCUUCUGCUGUUUCUACAACCCCUUCAAACCGAAAUAAGUUGUGUUAUUUUCCUCAGGACGGCACAGUUGGCGUUAAUACUGCGGUCAAUAUGGACGCUGAAGCUAUUUACGCGAGCCGGGUCGGACUCAACACAGCCUAAACGACAUGGACACUUUCAUUUACCCCGGAGAAUAUUUAUCUGUACUCCUGGAUGGUAUUAAGGGCUGAAAGGAAUGAGAAACGGAGUGUUUUACUUUUUUCGUAGCUAACAUUUAGCCAUACAGUAACGUUAAAGCUUGGUACUAGCUGCUUUAGCCAGCUAAGGCCAUAUUUAGUUUGUAUUUAAAAACUGGUAUGCAUUAGUAACAUUUAGAGACAUUGAAACCUAACAUUCUAAACUCGAGCACUUUUUUUCAUGCAAAUGAAGUCUAAAUGGUGUGUUUAAGGAGCGGCCACUUAUAAAGGAAGUAACCAAAGUUAAUAGCUUGUGCCGUUUUUCGUUUCGUUUAUGUAGUUCAACGCAUUUCAUAUUUUUCAGAAGUAUGAGCACACAUGGACACUUUUCUCAAGUGGACACGCGGUCCGCGCGUGACAGUAACGAGAGCGCUGACGGCUCGUGGAUAAGCGUCUUCUCUUUAGUUUCAAGGCCUGCGUGGUCUCUCCUGCAGAGGUAUUUCCCCGGAAGAACGCAAACAGCAUUUGAAAUGAAGUCAAGUCUAGAUAUGGGAAAUUCUCUGGCCCCUCUGAAAGUAGCAUACUUCCAGUGCCAGCAUGAAAACGCGCCUGGCGCGUCCUCUGGAGAUCCAGGGACUCUUCCCUGGUUCACGCACGAUUCGUUGAGUGAACUGGGAAUUCAGAGCACCUCCCAGAAAGAUAUUAAUCUUCAAAAGCAAGCGUCGGUCGGAUACCUCAGAACGGCGAGAAACUUAAUCACCCAGGUGUUACAGAACACGCAGGAAAAAAGGCGCGCCAAACCGGAAAACGGAUGCGAUUUGAGCCCGGAUACGCUGUCCGUGCGAACCCCAAACAGCUGGAGGUGGGGUGGAUUUUUGGAGGCCGAUGACAGACCUCCGAACUGGCUGCUAAACGUAGCACAAAGCAGAAAAGAGACUGAUACGAGCUGGCAGCAUUGUGGAGAACAACAUCACAGUGUCGGCUAUUGUCAAAGCGAUGAUGGGCGGUCAAUGCACAACGAAAGCGCUGGACCCUUGUGCUCUAAAGAGGUAACCCACAAUGCAAUCCUGCCCAAAGCAGAAUCCCUCCCAAACUCAUACCAGCUUCCACUAGAUGUUGAGCAGCAACUACUAGUUUGUAGUAGAGCCUACAAUGAGGUGGCAAUUCUGACUCCAGACCAAGAUAAUGGCUACUCCAGCUUGGAGGAAGAACACUCAAAUAGUAAGCUUCACAUGAGGCUGCCUUCCCAGGAACAGGAGGUGUCGGAAACAGCCAGCCCUGUUGCCUCCGAGGACGGCUUAUGUCAGACUAACACUACAGGGAGUGAGUUCAAUAGUGAACCUGUCACUAGUGGGGUAGAAAUUAAGGAAAGCGAGGAAGAGGACACUGAAGAGAAAGCAGACACAGUUCCAGAUGCUGAAAAUGUGCCCCUUUUAGCUGCUCCUCAAUGUCAAAACAAGGUCAUCGCCUACAUCAUGGGCAGCCCUUGCAGUGGCGAAUCCGAAUCGGAGGAUGAUAGUGAUUGGGACAGUAAUGACGAUGAUGGCUUUGACAGCGAAGGCUCAUCCCACUUCUCAGAUUCUGAAGACCUAGAUGACAGCGACGAUGAAUCUGAAGAAGAUUCGGAUGGAGAGGAAGCCGACUCUGAGACUGAGAGGCUGUGGAAUUCUCUGUGCCAAAACGGAGAUCCUUAUAACCCGAGGAACUUCACAGCUCCCAUAAGGACAGCCUCCAAGCCAAGCCCUGCGACUACAGACUCUUCGGUCUCGGAGUCUCCACCAGUGCAUAUGUCCUCCCGGCUUUCGCCGCCUCCAUCGUCACCCUCACUCUCAGAGAAUGAGUCCAGCGAAGAUGCCUGUGAGAUGGACGAGGAAGAGAAUCGGAGAUUGUGGAACUCUUUCAGCUGGUCAGCAGAUCCUUACAGCCUCCUCAACUUCCAGGCCCCCGUACAGACUCGGAAAACCACCAAAAGGUGCCGGAUGGAGAAAGUGCCUGGAACGCCUCACUACAAAAGAGAGGAGGCUGAGGAGAGGCUGGACAGUGGAUUCUCAGAGAUUUCCCCUUUGCCAUGCUCAAGCAGUGCCACGGCUGUUCAGCUGAAGAAGGUGACAUUUGUAGAAGAGGUUGAGGAGUUCUAUGCCAGCAGCGACGAGGACCGUCAUGGACCCUGGGAGGAAAUCGCCCGGGACCGCUGUCGUUUUCAGCGCCGUGUUCAGGAAGUUGAAGAGACUAUCAGCUACUGCCUUUCUCCAACUUUCCGUCUGGACAUUUUUCAAAGACUACACAGUACUAGCUAAUUAAAAGCCUUGUUUGUUGUUUGACAGCAAGUGUAAACAAUGAAUAAGAAAUAAUAUAUAUCAAUAGUUUAAUUCAGGGCAGCAAGAGGCCCUUCAAUGUUCAAAGGGCUCACAAGUCACAAAUCCAAGGAACCCCGUAGUUCCUGCCAGGGAAGGUCACCUCACUUGAGUCUGCUGAACUGUUUUGUGCUGAGUGUUGUGUGGAUUCUGGAAAUAUGCAUUUUGUUUUGGUUUUCUUUGCCACAAGUCUCGCUGUCCUUUUUAGCCCUUAAUACAAUAGUUUCAUUUUAAGGAGAAAAACAGAGGACCUACCUGUCAUGUCCUUUUAAUUGCAGGAUUCCCACUCAUGCCUAUUGGACGAUUGAUUUAUAUGAUUUGGUUUAGUGAUGCACGAACAGUACACAAAAGUCCACUAACUUCACCCCGUGAAGUAACAUUAACAUUCAUCUUAGUAACAUUAACUCUCUUAGAACUGUAUUAGUGCAAAAGUAUUCUGGAGGGGAGAUUAAGUGUUAGCUUUCCAAUCCCUGUUGUUUUCAACUCGCAGGCCUUCUUAUAAACCCCUCGUGUUGUAACCUCAAAGCCAAAGAUAACA
Messenger RNA from Onychostoma macrolepis, 3555 nucleotides. It is a transcript of the gene ppp1r15b, whose product is annotated as protein phosphatase 1 regulatory subunit 15B. Gene Ontology annotation, cellular component: endoplasmic reticulum; protein phosphatase type 1 complex. The transcript has 2 exons. NCBI's taxonomy places the organism in Eukaryota, Metazoa, Chordata, Actinopteri, Cypriniformes, Cyprinidae. Gene Ontology annotation, molecular function: protein phosphatase regulator activity. The coding region runs from base 1032 to 2960 and encodes 642 amino acids. The record is from RefSeq and is a predicted model, not a curated record. Gene Ontology annotation, biological process: response to endoplasmic reticulum stress.